CCGAUUUGAGAUCGGAAUUAAUACACCGAAAUUCGCACGAAUAUAGCCACGAGUACGACAAUAAAGAACUUAAAUAUAAAAAAACUAGCCAAAAACUCGUCUUUCGUCGUCGAGGCUCUCGCCGGAUUGGCUUCUACUCCGAAGAUUUUAGUACGGUGGCUCUGAGAAAUGUGUCGGAAACAAGCGUGUCCACGGAUAAAUUGCAACCAUAUAAAGACAAUGUUGAUAUUGGUUAAAGGAAGAUGGCACGUUCAAGCUAGAUUGGUCGAACCUGUCGCCGAGAGUAUCAAUAAUGGUGAUAGUUAUAUAUUGGUGACAAAAUCAGAGGUUUUUAACUACAUAGGGAAAUAUAGCAACAUUAUCGAGAAAACUCGUGCCGUUGAAAUCGCAUCAAGUAUUCAAGAAAAGGAUCUGGGCUGUCAAGCGAUCGAAGUAAUCACUAUAAAUGACGAUAAAUUGACUUGCUCGAGGAAUCAAGUUGAAAAAUUUUGGAGUUAUCUUGGUGUGGUCGACAACGAAAAAUUAUACAUUGUCGAUGCUGGCCAUCCUGACGAAGACAAAUUGUACGAAUCUGUCAUUAUUGAUACAAAUAUGGUGUUCGAAUUGAAAGAUGAACAAUUAGUGUCGCACGAGAAAUUCUGGGGUACGCUCCCAAAGAUAGAAAUGCUCAAUAAGAACAAGUAUGCUGUACUCGAGUUGCCUGCGGAUGAUGCAGAUGACUUUGAGUCAAUUGAAUAUUAUGCCGUGCCAGCCUGUACUGCAUGGUUAGAGAAUAUCAGUAUUAAAAUGAGUAAAAUAAGUGGCAAACAAGCUACAUUUGCAGGUGCAUGCAAAUGGCCUGAUGAUGAAUCUAAGUUAAGUGAUUAUCUAGAAAAAAAGAAAAAGCCAGCAAAUACUUGGAUUACAUAUAAAAAUGUAAAAAUUCUGAAGUUUUGUAGUAUGUAUCUUAUUUUAUGUAUGUUUCAAUGUUAUGUGUGCCAUAAUUUGUACUAACAAUCUAUUA
Messenger RNA from Temnothorax curvispinosus, 1003 nucleotides. RefSeq names its product supervillin-like (gene Svil). Gene Ontology annotation, biological process: barbed-end actin filament capping; actin filament severing; actin polymerization or depolymerization. The transcript has 5 exons. Gene Ontology annotation, cellular component: actin cytoskeleton; cytoplasm. Gene Ontology annotation, molecular function: phosphatidylinositol-4,5-bisphosphate binding; actin filament binding. The record is from RefSeq and is a predicted model, not a curated record. NCBI's taxonomy places the organism in Eukaryota, Metazoa, Arthropoda, Insecta, Hymenoptera, Formicidae. The coding region runs from base 169 to 993 and encodes 274 amino acids.